UGACGCUACCCUGCGCUACACUCAGGCAGCGCUCGAGUGAACUUUCGAAGAUGGCGUCGCGAGUGUGUACUGUUUUAUUCUCAUCAAUGGGUAUCAUUACAAUUUCAUGUCUUUGCGUGCUCCUCAUCGUGGAAACUUCAGCUACGCAUUAUGAUGUGUCUGGCGGUGCUGCGGAGCUGUCACGAGAGGAUAUUGUGCCACUCCACCGUGUCCGGCGUGGCUCCGGUGCCACUGAAGUCACCAAGAAGCCGACGCUGGACAACAAAAAGAUGCCGACCAAGACACCCUUGAUAAAAACGCCAGAGCUGUCCAAGCUGAAGGAAUCUCCAGUAGUCGAAGGCAUGGUGCCGCCUGCAGUUCCGACACAAGCCGCUGGAGCACCACUGACCACAGCUGUUCCACAGCCGGCACCGCAGCAACAUCUGGUGGGCAAUGUUACCACUGAAUCUCCUGCUGUGCCCCCCAGUGCCCCUGCUGUGCCCGCAGUUGUGCCCGCCAAUACUGAGGCAGGCAAUGUGUCGACGACGACUCAGGUGACACCCCUGGUGACAUCCUUCCUCAGCGAAGAGGAGCUGGAGAGCCUGGUCGAAUCGGGCAACGUGACGCUGCCACCGGGAUACCAGAACCAGACGGAUCACCAUGACUAUUACAACACCACUUUCUACGUGGACCCUGCAACGGUGCGGAGCCUUUGGACCGACAUGGAUGCGCUGCCCAGCGAGCAUGUCAUCACCCAUGACAUGCUCUCUGUGUCGCACCGACGGGCAGCCACGGUGAACUUGAGUUUCGACUUCCCCUUCUAUGGUCACCCAGUGCGGAACAUCACCAUUGCCACUGGAGGUGAGGCCACCACAUUUGUCACUACAGGCAUAUAGAAUGCUGUUCACCAC
Messenger RNA from Dermacentor silvarum, 890 nucleotides. RefSeq lists its product as uncharacterized. NCBI's taxonomy places the organism in Eukaryota, Metazoa, Arthropoda, Arachnida, Ixodida, Ixodidae. The transcript is spliced from 4 exons. The record is from RefSeq and is a predicted model, not a curated record. The coding region runs from base 51 to 875 and encodes 274 amino acids.